Molecule: messenger RNA, 1308 nt
Organism: Triticum dicoccoides
Lineage: Eukaryota; Viridiplantae; Streptophyta; Magnoliopsida; Poales; Poaceae
Product: protein ALP1-like
Exons: 6
Coding region: 1-1308 (435 amino acids)
Source: RefSeq, a predicted model, not a curated record
AUGGAAGAUAUGGCAAAUGAAGAAUAUUCUGAUUCUGAGCAGAUGGUUAUUCAUAAUAUUUCUGUAGUGUCAGUUUUUCAAUAUGUGAUGUUCGGAAGACUAUUGAAAACACCACGUAAUACUUCCAAAUUAACUGGUGCUCAGAAAACUAAAGAGUGGUUAGAAGGGCAUCCAGUUAGAUUUUAUGAACAACUUCGCGUUGAUAAGCACAUCUUUUGCUUACUGCGAGAUGCAUUGUGCGAGAGGAAUUUACUUAAGGAUACAAAGCGGAUGGAUGUGAAUGAACAACUAGUGAUAUUUCUACAUACAAUUGGGCACAAUGUUAGGAAUCGUGUUCUCCAGGAUAGAUUUCAACAUUCAGGGGAAACAAUUAGUCGACACUUCAAGAGAGUUUUAAAAGCCAUAAAUGGUUUGCGUGAUGCUUGCAUAACUGAUCCGGCCAAUGAAGUUCCCACAAAAAUAUUGGGCGACGAAAGGUACUACCCAUACUUCAAGAACUGCAUAGGAGCAAUUGAUGGGACACAUAUUAAUGCAAAAAUCAAGCUUGAUAAGCAAACUCCAUACAGAAACAGGCAUGGUUAUCCCUCUCAAAAUGUAAUGGCAGUAGUGUCAUUUGACAUGACAUUUUUAUAUGUGGCUGCUAGAUGGGAAGGUUCUGCAUCGGAUCAGGCCGUUUUACGGUGGGCUGUUACAGAUGGUGGCUUUGUUGUUCCAGAAGGUAAAUUUUAUCUCGUUGACUCGGGCUACGCAAAUACUCCAAGAUUUAUUGCCCCCUACCGUGGAGAUCGCUAUCACAUUGGUUCUUUUCGUGGAACUAAUCGUCGGUAUAGUAGUGAGAAGGAUCUGUUCAACCAUCUACAUGCACAACUACGGAAUGUUGUAGAACGCACUUUUGGUGUUCUAAAAGCUCGAUUUCCAAUAUUAACCAGGAAUGGAGGAGUCCCUUAUCCUUACAAAAAACAGGUCCAAAUUGUUAUGGCUUGUUGCAUCAUCCAUAACUUCAUAAGGAAGGUUGAUAGGGAUGAUGAGUUGUUUCAGCUUUAUGAACAAGAGGGAACAGAAGGAAAUGUUGACACAGGUGACCAACAUGUUCGAGGGCAAGCAAAUGUACAAGAAGAUGAUCGAGUUGGUGGUGAGCGAUUACGUGCAGAUGCAGUAGCUCCCUUCCUUCUCCACCUCGCCGCCAUCGCCGACGCCGAGCAGGUUGAGGCGAAAGGAAAGGAAAGCGGCUCCGCCUCACGCCGCCUCUUCUUGUACCUACAAUUAGGGCUCCCGCAAAGGCAUCUUUACUGUCUCUACCAGUUCUGA